This is a messenger RNA of Kickxella alabastrina, 1404 nucleotides long. Its product is annotated as 4-aminobutyrate aminotransferase. The record is from RefSeq and is a predicted model, not a curated record. Bases 1 to 1404 code for a protein of 467 amino acids. Gene Ontology annotation, cellular component: mitochondrion. NCBI's taxonomy places the organism in Eukaryota, Fungi, Kickxellomycota, Kickxellomycetes, Kickxellales, Kickxellaceae. The transcript has a single exon. Gene Ontology annotation, molecular function: pyridoxal phosphate binding. Gene Ontology annotation, biological process: GABA catabolic process.
AUGUCGCAGCUGGUCGAGCCGCGCGAGCCCAGCGUGGUCACCAGCGAGAUCCCGGGCCCGGCAUCGCUGGCCUCACUAAAGCACCUGAGCGCAAUGCAAGACACGCGCGCGGCGGCAUUCGUGGGCGACUACGAAAAGUCGGUCGGCAACUACAUUGUCGAUGCCGACGGCAACCAGCUGCUCGACAUGUACUGCCAGAUCGCCUCCAUCCCUGUGGGCUACAACAAUUCGGCCAUCCUGGCAGCCGCGCGCAGUGACCAGAUGGCGACGGCGCUGGCUAACCGCCCGGCACUGGGUGUCUACCCGUCGGCCGACUGGCCGCAGCUGCUGGAGGACUCACUCCUGCGCGUGCACCCGGCCGGCCUGGACAUGGUCUUCACGUCAGCGCACGGGUCUGACGCUAACGAGAUCGCAUACAAGGCCGCCUUCAUCCAUUAUGCGCGCAUGCGCCGCAGCUCCGGCGUCUUUUCGGCGGCCGAGCUGGAGUCCGUCAUGGACAACCGCCCGCCGGGAUCUCCCAACGUCGCCAUCCUCUCGUUCUCGUCCGGCUUCCACGGGCGCACUUUCGGGGCGCUGAGCACCACACGGUCCAAGGCACUACACAAGAUGGAUAUCCCGGCAUUCCCCUGGCCGCACGCGCCCUUCCCGCAGCUGCGCUACCCGCUGGACAAGCACGCUGAGGAGAAUGCGCAGGAGGAGAAGCGGUGCUUGGCCGAGACCGAAGAGAUCCUGCGGUCCAACCCUGUGCCCAUCGCUGCUGUCAUUGUCGAGCCCAUCCAGAGCGAGGGCGGUGACCGCCAGGCAUCGCCUGACUUCUUCCGCGGCCUGCGGCGCAUUACGCGCGAACACGGCGUGCUGAUGAUUGUCGACGAGGUGCAGACCGGGUGCGCGGCGACCGGAUCGUUCUGGGCCCACGAGCAGUGGGCGCUGGACUCACCCCCGGACAUGGUCACCUUUUCCAAGAAAAUGCAGGCUGCCGGGUUCUACCACACAAAGGAGCUGGUGCCCGAUCAGCCGUACCGUAACUUUAACACGUGGAUGGGCGAUGUGCCGCGCACGCUUCUGACGCGCGCUAUUGUGGCUGAGGUUCUGGACAAGGAUCUGAUUUCGCAGGUGCAGUCGACCGGAUCCUACCUUGUCUCGCACCUGAAACCCCUGUCCAUCCGCUACCACCGCUUGGUGUCGAAUGUGCGCGGCCAGGGCACCUUUUUGGCCUUUGAUUGUCCGACACCUGAGAUACGUGCUGAGCUGAUCCACCUUAUGCGCCUGGAGGGUGUCAAUAUGGGCGGCUCGGGCGAAGCGUCUGUGCGCUUUCGUCCCAUGCUUACGCUGACCAGUGCACACGUCAACGUGUUCAUAUCGCGCUUUGAGAGUGUACUCAACAAGAUGUACCAAAAGUACUGA